Molecule: messenger RNA, 2282 nt
Organism: Armigeres subalbatus
Lineage: Eukaryota; Metazoa; Arthropoda; Insecta; Diptera; Culicidae
Exons: 1
Coding region: 558-2282 (574 amino acids)
Biological process (GO): DNA integration
Molecular function (GO): nucleic acid binding
Source: RefSeq, a predicted model, not a curated record
UUUGUACCUUGUCCUACAGCGUUUGCAAGAAUAUGGCUUCACGGUGAAGCUUGAAAAGUGUCGCUUUUUCAGGUGAAGUAUUUGGGCCAACUUCUGGAUUCUGAAGGCACACGCCCGGACCCAAAUAAGGUGAAAGCAAUCAUAAACAUGCCUCCGCCUCACGAUGUAUCCACACUCCGAUCGUAUUUAGGUGCGAUAAAUUAUUAUGGAAGGUACAUUCGAGAAAUGCGUACACACUACGCCAACCGCUUGAUGAACUGCUAAAAGAGGGUUCCACCUUCCGUUGGUCGGAUGCUUGCCAGCGCUCUUUUGAUCGCUUCAAGGAAAUUCUCCAAUCACCGCUGUUGUUGACGCACUACAAUCCUCGCCUUGAAAUUGUUGUAUCUGCAGAUGCGUCGAAUGUGGGCAUUGGAGCCCGCAUUGCUCAUCGAUUCCCAGACGGACAAGAGAAAGCCAUCUAUCAUGCAUCCCGAAGUCUAACACCAGCCGAAUUCCGCUACAGUCAAAUAGAAAAGGAAGCUCUGGGGUUGGUGUAUGCGGUCACAAAGUUUCAUCGGAUGAUCUACGGAAGGCACUUUGUUCUCCAGACCGACCACAAACCACUAUUAGCGAUUUUCGGGUCAAAGCGUGGUAUACCUCCGUACACAGCGAAUCGCCUUCAAAGGUGGGCUCUCACAAUGCUUCUAUAUGAUUUCCGUAUAGAGUACAUAUCAACAGAUCACUUCGGCCACGCUGACAUCCUCUCACGUCUAUUGAAUUCACAUGUUAAGCCAGACGAGGACUUCAUUAUUGCGUCCAUUGAAGUUGAAACAGUCAUCUGUAACAUUGUAUGUCAAUCCAUCGAGCAACUUCCGGUAUCAUAUAAAAUGAUUGCCGCUGAGACCCGUCAGGAUCGGACACUACAAGAAGUUAUGAAGUUCAUGCAACACGGAUGGCCAAUAGACGUAAAAUCUCUCUCUGGAACUCCGGAGGCUCAUCAGUUCUUUCUGCGCCGAGAAUCGCUCUACUGUGCUCGGGACGUACUAAUGUACAUUAACAGAGUUGUGGUACCGAAAACGUUGCAGCAGAAGGUCAUCCAGCAGCUCCAUAGAGGACAUCCUGGAAUUGAUCGUAUGCGGUCAUUAGCACGCAGUUAUGUUUACUGGCCCAACAUAGAUGAGCAAAUCACCGACCUUGUACGCACUUGCCAGCAAUGUGCCUCGGUUGCGAAAUCCGACCCCAAAACCAAGCUCCAAUCGUGGCCAAUCCCCGAGAAACCAUGGCAAAGAGUACACGUGGAUUUUUCGGGCCCUCUAAACGACACGUACUUUCUGCUUGUGGUUGAUUCUUUUUCUAAAUGGCCGGAAGUGAUUCCAACCAAGCGUAUUACCACCGCCGCAACGAUUGCCAGCCUUCGAAAAAUUUUCGGUAGAUUUGGAAUGCCGGAAGUUUUAGUGACCGAUAACGGAGCGCAACUAACAAGCGACGCUUUCGAAGGAUUCUGUGAGACAAAUGGGAUCAUGCACCUCAAAACAGCGCCGUUUCAUCCUCAGAGCAAUGGACAGGCGGAGCGCUUUGUUGAUACGUUCAAGAGAACCGUGAAGAAAAUCCAAGCGGGAGACUUAGAUGAAGCACUCGACAUUUUUCUCUCCUGCUACCGAUCAACGCCCUGUAAGAGUACACCUGGUGGAAAAUCACCUGCUGAAAUUCUGAUCGGUCGUCCGAUGCGCACGUCUUUGGAACUUCUUCGACCACCGAGCAAGUUUUCCAAUGCAACUAACAGCAACCAAGAUCGCCAGUUCAACAAGAAACAUGGUGCAAAAGACAAGACCCUUGAAGUGCAAGACAAGGUGUAUGCCCAAGUACACCAUGGCAACAACUGGACCUGGUGCGAAGGUGAAAUCGUAGAAUGUAUAGGCAGAGUUAUGUACAACGUAUGGCUUCCAGAGCAGCAACGUCUUAUCCGCUCACACAGUAACCAACUGCGAAAACGUUACAAUGACGACAACGUGGCACCAGGCCACACUGAACCAAAUAUUCCAUUGGACCUCUUGUUAGGAGCUUGGGGUCUAAACCAGUCAAAUGGAUCAACGGUCGCUGCUACAAUAGAACCUCCACAAGCUGAACCCGAAGGUUUCUCUGAAAUGCAACGGGAAUUUCUGCAGGAGCUUUUUGAGCCAACGAACCAACAACGCCGAGCACGAGUUCCGACUAGACCAGUCGACCCUAAUGAAGCGCUUCUGCGUCGGUCAUCAAGACAGCGAAAUGCACCUAUCCGUUACGAACCGUAUCAACUCUACUAA